Molecule: messenger RNA, 2933 nt
Organism: Brassica napus (rape)
Lineage: Eukaryota; Viridiplantae; Streptophyta; Magnoliopsida; Brassicales; Brassicaceae
Exons: 2
Coding region: 1781-2404 (207 amino acids)
Source: RefSeq, a predicted model, not a curated record
ACGUCUUUUCUAUGAGACUACCGAUAAUAUAUUGGGUGGAGUCAUGCAUGUGAAAAUUAUACCACGAACUUGAAAAAGAAUGGUUAGUGUACUUAGCACAGUAAUACAGUAUACAUCAUUUGAGAUUUGGAGUAUGCUUUGUAGUAUAACAACAUUCCAUUAUGUAUGAAAGACAACAUUUUCUCUCGAAAAAAAAAGUUAGAGAGAGGUGAGAGAGUCUUUUCUCUCUAUCUUCUCUCCCCACCAACUCUUCGCUUCGACAUCUCCUCUCGCGUCUCGUUCCGGUGGCCGACGGAGGGUCUCUACCCGUCGGUUGCCACCCCGUUUCGUCACUGUUCCUAGUCUCUGCCCUCUCACACUUCCGUCUCCUCCACUUCCUCCUUGCUUCAUCUCCUCUGUUUAUCGUCGGGUUGCGGCCAGACUAGGCGAUUCAAACCGGUGGCUGUGGGUGUCUUCAGCUUCCCUAGAGAGAUGGCGAGGUCGUGGUGAGGCGGAUCUGAGCUGGAGGCGUCGUCAAGCUGCUAGAUCUAGGGUUUCGCAUAGAGUAGAUCUGGGUCAGAUCUCUCCCGGAGGGUUCGUCGGAGUGGCUCUGCGUCGCUGCCUUUGCCGUUCUGGUCAGUAUUCUGCCUCCACCGUCUCUCCCAUGUCUCCUCUUACGGCUGCUUUGGUAAGAACUUCCCCCUCUUGUUCCAAGUUGAAAAGGCGAUUCGAGACUCAUCGUCGGAGACUUUUUUUCUCGGUAAUGGUUCUUAGACAACCACCUGGUGUUUCUUUGGGUUUCGAUCUGUUCGGGUUUAGGUUGGAUUGGAGUUUCGUGCCGUUACUCCGUUUUGUCUAACUUCCUCAGACGGGUCUCUCCUCCUGUUUUGCCUGCUGUAAGGAGCUCUGGCUCCUCCGUUCUUCAAGCUUCAGAAGGAAGUUGGUCGUUGUCCUCUGCCUCUCUUGGUGUUAUGUUGCUGGAAUCCCUCGUGCUCUGCUCGCGUGGUGGGACCAGAGUCCAGCCAUUAAACCUCUGCUUCCACCAGCCAGUACUCCACCUUUGCUUCGUAUACCGGUUCUUUACAUCAGUUAGGAUUCUCAGAGUAUGGCGUGACAGUUUCUUGAGAUAGCAACGUCUGGAGUGGACAUCACUGCUUGCGAUGGCCGGACCAGGGCUUGCCGACCCUGCUUCGCAUGUCCUUCUUUCGAUGUCGCCUUCGGGAUGGUCUGCGGUGCCUCGGACCAUUCUCCGGUUGCGAUUCUCUAUUGGCCCGAGCUAUUUUGAUGCAGGUUCCAGCUUCAAUAUCUUCUCUCUGGUCUCAUGUUUGCUGAAUGGUUGUCUUAAGACCUGUUAAAAACUAGCUAAGCUUCUCGCAUCCUCAUGGUUGUGAUUGAACCUUAUUAGUCUUAGUGAGUCUUUUUACUCUUUUUGUGGCUUGCUAUGGCUUCAUUGCUCUCUCUUAUUGACUUAGCGACUUAGAUUAAAUAGGAUUAGAUUAGUCAAGUCCAUUGUAUCUCUUUGCCUCAUUAUUAAGUUAAUGAAAUUCACAUACUUAACAAAAAAACAUUCCAUUAUGCGUAAAGAAAGCUAUAUAAAUUGUUUUCAUGGACUCAUGACAUGAGAUAUCUUUAGAGCACCCGCAACCGUGGAUUUUGAUCAAUCCUUAGACCAAAUCCGUAGGAUUAGGGUAUUUAAAAAAAAUGAUAUUUAUGCUUAAUGGAGGAAGGACUGGGCCGUCGCGACGGUUUAGACGGAUCGAAUCCUUAGACACGUGUCUUCUUCUGAGUGGGUGCGUGGGCUAUGCGUUUGGGUGGGGUUAAAAAAAAAUCAUUUUCCAUCGAAACCGAAAAAAAAAAAGUUAAGGAGAGAAAGGCGAUUUACAGGCGAUCUCUCUCGAUCUCGCUCCCUCGGCUCCAGUUAAGGUUUACGAUAAUGGGACAAUACAGUUACAGCCAGCCAUCUUCAUCAUCAAACUCUCAAGACUUAAAUUCCCUCCUUCAAGCCGAAGCAGAGAUGUACGCGGCUGAAGCUGAGAUAAGUCAGUGGAAUGCAGAGGCCAUUCACAACGAACCAUCACCAGAGGGUGAUGAUGGAAUCCCCAGGACAUGCUACUGUGGGUCGGAGCCUGUUCACGGUUAUUCCCAAACUCCUAAAGAUCCAUACCGACGGUACAUUACGUGCCCCAAUGCUGAUGAUGGAGACUGCCACGUCUGGAAAUGGUGGGACGUGGCGGUCGAGGAGGAGAUGAGGGACAUUCAGACGGAGCUUAGUGAGCUUAAGGGUGAAGCCAAUGAGCGUGAGCAGAAGCUGCUCAUCCUUGAGAAGAGAAUAGGCGAGUUUACAAAGAAGAAAUCAGGAGCUAAGCUAAUGGUCUUUACCAUAGUUUUAGUAGGGUUGGUGUUACUUAUAAAUGUGCUAGGUUAGUUUCUUUAAUUGUUUCAUCUCGUUUACUCGCAAAAACAGAACCUCUCUCUGAAAUGGAAACCAGUCUUAAGCUCAAACUAAUGUCAGAAAUGUUAUGAUCUUUUAUUAAUCUUGCUUUUUAGGUAUUUUGUGUACUUGAUCACUCUGUUAUUUGAUCGAAAUUGAUAUUUUUAAAAAUGCUUACUAACUCUUGUCACUCUGUUUUGACAGGUUGACGCAUGUGGGAAGGAGUCACGGGUGCAUUUGGUCUGUAGCUCUUGUGGGAAGGAGUCACGGGUGUUGCAGGAGUCACGGGUGUUGUAGGAGUCACGGAUGACUCUGUUUCCUUUAGUAUAAGUAGUAGUGUUGUAGUUGUCUCUGAGAGUUUGUAUUAAUCAACUCUCUUUGUUUUCCUCGGAGCUGUUCUUAUCUACCACUGCACUGAAGUUUAGGUAAUCUACUCUAUUUGUUUUCAAACUUGGAAAAAAACGUGUAUCCUCUAUAUUUGAAUGAUUGUCUGAUCCCUUCUAGUAUUUGCUUGUUCGGACCA